GGUUGUAAAACUGGCCGUUCUGCCUUCCUCUCCGUGGUUGGCGGGGCGUUUGGGUUGACACCCGAGGCUUAGGAGGGGGAGAUGGAAUGGGACAGAACGCUUGGUCGAGCAACGCGUUAGCGAAGUUAUCUUUUUUGGAGGGGUACCUUCAAGUCAGUCUCCAUUCCAGUGAUGUCUGCAUUUUUGAACAAACUUUUAUUACUGAAUCUGUGAGACUCAACAGAGGACUCUUUCUGGUGUUGGGUUUCGUGAUUUAAAACUUUCCUUGGCCCAGGAAAGUUAUUUUAGCCGCUGUAAGAAAAAACUUCACAGAAGGAGAGUGAGCAGCAAGUGACAAGACCAGGUUGAUCCAUUUGAGGUUUACUUUCCACUGCUCAUUUGGCUAGAAACGUAUGAAUUCAAAAGCCGGAGGAAAUUUGUCAGAAUGCAACAUCACAGAAUUCCUUUCUUUAAUUUGAUUUUUCUGCUUUCCUGCAUUGUGGCAGGACUCCAUCAAGAACAGUAUCAAAGAAGCUUCUAAUCUAUGAAGGGCCAUGGGCUUUUGUUCUGCCAGCCUUCACCUCUCCUACAAGCUCAAGCUAUUGAUCCUCAUUACCCUCUGCGUCUUAUUGAUAGGCUGGGCCACCUCCACUUACCUGGUAGUUACUUUACAUGAAACUCCAGCAGCAAAAGGCAUGGUUGGAAGUUUCAGGAAGCCAACCACUAUUAUGGAGGAACAAAAGGAGAAUUCAAAGAGGAAGGCCAUGCUUACUGGGAAACUACCCAUAGCAAAAUCCCCCUGUCCCUCUCUGUCUCCCUAUCUGCGGGGUCCAAGCAAGCUUACUUUCAGAGCGUCUCUCACUCUGGAAGAGGUGCAGAAAGAGAAUCCUUCAGUAGCAAAGGGGCGCCAUAGCCCAAAAGACUGCACAGCUCAGCAACGAGUAGCUAUAUUGAUUCCACACCGCAAUCGAGAGAGGCAUCUGCUGUAUCUGUUGGAGCACCUUCAUCCAUUCUUGCAGCGGCAGCAGCUGGAUUAUGGCCUUUAUGUCAUCCACCAGGCUGGCAGUGCCAAGUUUAACAGAGCAAAACUGCUAAAUGUGGGAUACCUGGAGGCGCUGAAGGAAGAGAACUGGGAUUGUUUUAUUUUCCAUGAUGUGGACCUGGUGCCAGAGAAUGACUUCAACAUUUAUAUAUGUGGCAGUCAGCCAAAGCACUUGGUAGUGGGUAGAAAUAGCACAGGUUACAGGUUACGUUACCAAGGAUACUUUGGCGGUGUAACUGCUCUGACAAGGGAGCAAUUUCUGAAGGUGAAUGGAUUUUCAAACAACUACUGGGGCUGGGGAGGAGAGGACGAUGACCUCCGGAUCAGGACUCUCAAAACAGAACAUCAGCUGCAGAGUGAAGUUGCAGGAACAAAUUUAUAGGCAGUUUUCUCUAUUUCAUAUACCACUCAAGCUGUUUUACUUUAGAGGCAGCAGCAGAUGGAGAAUUAAGAUUAAGAAAGGCAGUUCUGAAAUAGGUCAAAAACUCAUCUAGUUCAGGAGUUUAUUUACACAGUGGAUCAGUAAGUAUAUAUGUAGUUGCAUUAUUCUACUUCUAUAUCUUGGUGAUUGGUAUUGAGAACCUGAUUAGUGGUUGUGAUCAAUAGCCUUACCCUCCAUCAUUUUAAUAUUAAAACUCUCUGCUUUAAUGGCCAUCACUACAUCUUCUAGCAAUACAUUCCACAGGUUACCAGAUCUACCUUCACAAAUUCCCCACUAUUCAGCUUCAUUGAAAGUCCAUCAGUUGGGAUGCACUGAGGAAGUGAGAAAACUUUAAUCCUAUCCACUUCAUCAAUAUGCAUUUGCUGUAUAUAAUACAGAUGUGCAGAGUUUGGGAUUUGAUUCAGAAGGGGCUUUGGAGCACAAAUGCAUCAUCUACAACUCAUUAAAGCAGUCGUAUGUUUCCAGGAUCACAUAGCUGUUGUGAAUGCUUCCCAAAGCAGCAUGAUUCUGGAAAAAGGCCUACUUACUUUAAUGAGUUAAAUCUAGGUGCUAUGUUUGCACUCCUGUGUGUUCUAAAACACCUCUUCCAAACUGAAUAUGUAGCACUACAGUCCUAACAUGCAGUUGCAUGUAGUUUGCAGUUUGUACUAAGAGUGUGUUCUUCCUUAAAGCAAAAUCUUAAGGUGUUGUUUUCACCCAUUAAUCCAGAAGAGUGCCAUACUUUGCAAUGGAAGUUGAAUUUUAGAGCUGUGCUAAAAGUUAUUUUGAGGACCGUUCUACCUUUAACACAGGGCUUUUGGAGGGGAGGAAGUGGGAUUCAAGAAAAUUAUGAUUUUCACUUUUAAGUGCCUGUGUAUGUAGCCCUCAAUUCUGCGCUUGCUGCAUUCAUUCAUGAAGCAUUAUACUUAGAAGUUUUAAGAGAAAUAAAGUGUGCAAUUUGGGAAAGCAGCCUUUGUUCCAGAGGUUCUCUGAACAUCCUUUCAGGACUGGAAUGGUGAGAUCAUGUCAUGGGUGCUUUCACAUGUGCUUGCCUAGUCAAUAACUCACCAAUAAGCAAAAUGGUCAGGUGGCUGUCUACUGCUUCCUCUAAUCUACCAGGAUGCUUGCAUUCCACCACCUGUCAUUACUCAUAAAUCACCACAUUCUUGU
Messenger RNA from Python bivittatus (Burmese python), 2612 nucleotides. The record is from RefSeq and is a predicted model, not a curated record. NCBI's taxonomy places the organism in Eukaryota, Metazoa, Chordata, Lepidosauria, Squamata, Pythonidae.